AUGACAAAGUACGCUAACCGCGGCUUCACUGUCAUCGGCUUCCCCUGCGCCCAGUUUGACAACCAGCAGCCCGAGUUUACCUCGCAGCAGAUCCUCGACGGGCUCAAGUACGUCCGGCCGGGCGGUGGCUUUGUUGCAAACUUCCCGCUCAUGGCAAAGUCGGACGUCAACGGUGCCUCGCGCUCGCCAGUGUAUGCAUACCUCACUGGCGCCUGCCCGCAGCCGAUGCCCAUUCUCGAGCCGUCGACCGCGUACAUUUCUUGGGCCCCCAUCCGUCCGACCGACAUCACCUGGAACUUCCAAAAGUACCUCAUUCACCCAGACACUGGCCGUCCGGUCUCGGUCUACUCGCCGGAUACCCUCCCGUCGGACAUUGCCGCCGAUAUCGAGGCCCUGCUCAAGUAA
This is a messenger RNA of Thecamonas trahens ATCC 50062, 405 nucleotides long. RefSeq lists its product as uncharacterized. The transcript has a single exon. The record is from RefSeq and is a predicted model, not a curated record. Lineage: Eukaryota; Apusomonadida; Apusomonadidae. The coding region runs from base 1 to 405 and encodes 134 amino acids. Gene Ontology annotation, biological process: response to oxidative stress. Gene Ontology annotation, molecular function: glutathione peroxidase activity.